Messenger RNA from Rotaria socialis, 1968 nucleotides. Lineage: Eukaryota; Metazoa; Rotifera; Eurotatoria; Philodinida; Philodinidae. The record is from the annotation of a GenBank genome assembly.
AUGAGCUUCAUACCAAAGCAAGAAAUAUCAAAAGCAUUAGCCAGCGAACAAAAUCUUGAUCGAUUACCGCCAUCUUACAUGUACUCGGUGAUUUUCAAGGAUAUCAUAUUAGAAAUUGAUCACGAUGACAGCAAAUCUAUGAAUACUUUAGCGAGCUUUUGCCAGCAACAAAAAAUUCGUGAAAAAGACAUAGAUGUAUUUAAGCGUAAUUACUACGAAAAAUCAGCAGUCUGGUGGUAUACAAAAGAAUUGUUUCUCUAUGGUAUGUUUAACCGUGCUUUGCGAAUGCUUGAUAUGGAGGUGAUGACAAAAUUAGGAUUUUUUAUUCGACGUUUACAUAUUGAGCUGAAGCAAUUGCACCAGGAACAGUUGGCAGAUUCCCAGAAAGUGUUUACCGUGUAUCGUGGCCAAGGGCUCAGUCAACAAGACUUUCAACAUCCGGUUGAUACAAAAGGUGGUCUGCUAUCUUUCAACAAUUUCUUAUCGACUAGUAAAGAUAGAGACUUCUCUACGAUGUUUGCUGAAAGUGUAUCGAGUGCCGAGACCGAUACUGUAGGCGUCCUUUUUAUUAUCAGUAUCUAUCAAACUAAAAUAUCAACUUCAAUUACACCAUUUGCAAUGAUUGAUGAGCACAGUGCGCUCCCACAAGAACACGAAAUAUUAUUUGCAAUGCACACUGUUUUUCGUGUUGGUGAAAUUAAACAGACGCCUGAGUAUAGUCGUCUUUGGGAAGUACAAUUGACUAUUACUGACGAGAGUGAUCCACAACUGGCUGGUCUUACUGAUAACAUCAAACAGGAAAUCAGCGGUAGUGGAUGGUAUCGAAUGGGUCAAUUAAUGCUGAAAGUGGGUUAUUUCUAUCAAGCUCAGGAACUCUACAAUAAAUUACUCGAGAAUGCUCCUGAUGAUAGUGAGAGAGCACAUAUCUAUCACAUGCUUGGAAUGAUGAAACACAGCCAAGGUGAAUACCAACAAUCAGUUACUUUCUAUGAAAAAUCACUCGAAAUCAACCGAAAAGCGCUUCCAGAAGAUGAUGUUUCAUUAGCGCCUACUUAUGGUAACAUCGGUGGAGUGUAUAAAAACAUGGGUGAAUACUCGAAAGCACUGGAAUAUUACGAAAAAUCACUCAAAAUAACGAAAAAAGCUCUGCCUCCGACUCAUCACGAUUUGGCUAAUUCGUACAGCUGCAUCGGUGGAGUGUAUAGCAGCAUGGGUGAAUGCUCGAAAGCACUGGAAUAUUACGAAAAAUCACAUAAAAUAAGAGAAAUAUCUCUGCCUCCGACUCAUCCCGAUUUGGCUGCUAGUUACUUGAAUUUUGUAGCCUGCUACGAAGAAAUGGGAGAUUAUACGGCAGCACUUGAGGCUCUUAAAAAUGCUCAUAAGAUUCAACAAGAAGCAUUUGAAGAAAGUAAUCAAGCUUUUGCUGUUACAUUCAGUCGGUACGGAAGAGUAUACCGGUAUUUGAAAGAGUACUCAAAGGCACUUGAUUACUUUGAAAAAUGUCUCAAAAUAUUGGAAAUAGCGCUACCAGAAAAACAUCCUAACUGGGCUAUUACAUAUAGUAAUAUUGGUGAUGUUCACCGACUAAUGGGUGAUUAUGAAAAAGCACUGGCAUUUCAUCAGAAGGCAUUAAAUAGUCAAGAGAAUGUGAAAUGUAAUCCACUUGAUUGUGCAACAACAUACAUGAAUGUAGGUGAAACUUAUCGUGAAAUGAAAGAUUAUACAACAGCAUUAACAUAUUAUCAAAAAGGAUUAAAAAUACGUGAAGAAAAACUGGCAAAAAAUCAUCCUGAUUUAGCUGUAAUAUAUCACAAUAUGUCGAAAUUAUAUUUCUCAACUCAAAAAUAUAGUAUGGCAAUGAAAUGUGUUCAACAAGCAGUUGAAAUUGGUGAAGAGAAAUUAUUUUCAACUCAUCCACAUCUCGUUGAAUAUAGAGAAACAUUUGAAAAAAUUCGAAAGAAACAGUAA